GUUCAGGUGGCUGCCCCCCGCCCUGCAUUUUUCCGACGGCACCUGCAGCCAGUAUGACAGGUGUGGUGGCGUGGCACCUGCCGCCACUGAGGAUGGCGGCAGCUUGCCCAUCGGGGCUGUAUAGAAAGGACCGCCGCUCAGUGAGGAAAAAUAUCUAGCUUCAUCUCAUCCGGGUCAAAAGAGAAGCUGGAUAAGGUUCGUGGUAGGGAGGAAGCAAGAGACGGGUUCUUCCAGAUCUGGUGGUUGCGCCAUUGCUCGGAGCCGCAUCAGAAGCCAGCCAGGAUGCCAUUCCCAGAUGAAUAUCUGCUAUUUCGCACAGCAGGAAAGGUUUGGGAUUGACCUGAUGGUGUAAAACUGAGUCCUGAUUGCCCAUUUGUGGUUUGGCCGAUGGCAGAGCUGAAGCAUAAGCCGUUCGAACAAGUGCGGCGCGCCAUAAUGAAGAUUCUUAAAUUGAAUGAAGCAACGCAUGAACUCAAUUUGCAUCACAUUUUGUGUGUAAGGACGGUUCCCUCGGCUGCUCCCUACCAUGUGCUCACUGACAUUAUAGGGGAGGCGUCUUGGAUGGCAUUUUUGAAAGUGUCACUCCUUCAAGUUCGUGCUUUCAGACUGUUGGCCUGCUGGACCGUCAAGAAAAGGGACUCUGUUCCAAAUGCAUCUGACAGCAAUAACACAACAGUUCCAGACGAAGGAUAUGAAUCCGAUGAUGGGACCUGGCCAAAUUGCAAGCACGAUAGACCAUGCACCAUCGAAACCUCAUGGCGCACCGAAGACCCAGGACGAAGGUUCUUCCCCUGCCCUCUCUUCAUGCAUUCGGGAGAAGACUGCAAGUUCAGCAAAUGGUUGGACAAGAAGUUCCCUGAGAAUGCAAUCAAAGUCAUCAACAGACUCCAGGACGACGUUGAAUCCCUCCAGCUGCAAGUCGAUAACAUGAAGUGUGAGCUUGAGGAACUCCGUCACCGUCAGAGCAAAAGAGCUACCGGAGAAGCUGUUGCAAGUGAUGGAGACAGGUGCCCCUGUGGCAGCAGCCCUUGCCACUUGGCCUGUCGCAACCGAAGCAAACCUCCUAGAGUGGCCAGGGACAAUUAGAAUUAGGCCUCCAAAUAUGCAGAGUGGUACGUGGCACCACCCUAGUUUCAUUUGUAAUGGAGCUCUUAUGUCCAUUUUGUUGCAACCGUCGUGCUCUGAGAAUGUGAUCUAUGAUCUAGGUAGUUUUAUGAUCUGUUGGUUAUUGUUGAACAAUUCGUCGUUGGAUUUCAAUGAGACGCUGAACAUUCUGAA
Messenger RNA from Aegilops tauschii subsp. strangulata, 1278 nucleotides. Lineage: Eukaryota; Viridiplantae; Streptophyta; Magnoliopsida; Poales; Poaceae. The record is from RefSeq and is a predicted model, not a curated record.